Carica papaya (papaya) is the source of this 551-nucleotide messenger RNA. The record is from RefSeq and is a predicted model, not a curated record. Lineage: Eukaryota; Viridiplantae; Streptophyta; Magnoliopsida; Brassicales; Caricaceae.
GGCGCUACCUUCUUCUGACUAUAAAUCUUUAAUACAUAAUCAUGUUCUGUAGUUAGUUGUUGCUACCAUUGUUCCGGUAGUAAGCAAAGCAAAAAAAACUGAGCAAGUCACAGAAAUAGUUUUUCUCUAGAGAGAUGAGGUUACUUAUUUAUAAUAUGCUAUCGUCCAACAUCAAAGGAGUAACCUGCAGGUUAUCUCUCUAUAUCAAAGUGGAACAAGUUGUAGAAAAAAAAAUUGAUUUCAAUGCCGGUUUUCUCAGGAACAUGUUUCCCAAAAUCGAUUGGAAGACACUAGUUGGAGCGGAGCGAAAUAUGGGUUAUCGGGAACUUUCGGAGGAGGCACUCGAGUCUUCAGAGCUCGAAUCAUACAAACUCUUGAGGAAGUUUCAUCAUGCACUUCUGGAGCUCCACCUGGAGGAGGGUGCUAUGGUUUAUCCCGAAACUAGAAGGAAAUUUUCUAUAAGUAAGGGGAUUCCUAAUAUGAUUCUUCAUGAAGACGAGGUUUUAGGAAGAUUGUUACCCAGUUUUCUUGUUGGGUUCAAUGAUAACUAG